Messenger RNA from Neopelma chrysocephalum (saffron-crested tyrant-manakin), 4534 nucleotides. RefSeq names its product ribosomal RNA processing 12 homolog (gene RRP12). NCBI's taxonomy places the organism in Eukaryota, Metazoa, Chordata, Aves, Passeriformes, Pipridae. The coding region runs from base 290 to 4243 and encodes 1317 amino acids. The record is from RefSeq and is a predicted model, not a curated record. The transcript has 34 exons.
GCGCACGUAGCGCAUGGCGCGGCCGCGAAGGGCGGCGCGACCUUCAGGGCGUGACGUCACCGUGACGUAAUGCAUGCUCGGUAAUGCGUAACGCGUCGCGGCCGCUCGUCCGCGGCUACAGGCGCGCUCUGGACGGUUCCACAGGAGCGCGGCCCCGGCACGGGGGUGUCUGACAGGCUGCUGCCGGCGGCUGCCCCCGCGCCCGGCAGGUCUCCCAUCCCAGCCCCGUCACCGCCCUCCGCCCGCCCCGCUGGGAGGUGGCUUGCCCUUAGGGCUGCCCUCACUCAAGAUGGCGGCAGGCGCCGGAAGCGGAAGGGGCGGGAGGAGAGCGGGCGCACGUGGAACCGGGCCCAGCAUGGCGCGGAGCGGGCGGCUCCGCUCGGGGGCCGCGGCCAAGCUUAAGCGGUGGCGGAAGGGCCACAGCAGCGACUGCAACCCCGAGACCCGCCAGCACCGCUUGGCCGCCCGGAGCCGCUUCUGCAGCCGGCCCGCAGAGAAAAGCAACUUGACGGUGGAUGCGGUGAAGCUGCACAAUGAGCUGCAGUCGGGGUCCCUGCGCCUGGGGCGGGCAAGCGACAGCGCUCAGCUCCACAUGGAGGGGGAUGACACUGUGGAGGUGGCCACGGAAAAGUCCUCUGGCACCUUCCUGAGUGGGCUGAGCGACUGUACCAACGUCACCUUCAGCAAGGUGCAGCGCUUCUGGGAGUCCAACUCCGCUGCUCACAAAGAGAUCUGCGCCGUGCUGGCGGCUGUGACGGAGGUGAUCCGCUCCCGCGGGGGCAAGGAGAGCGAGACCGAGUACUUUGCUGCACUGAUGACCACACUGGAGGCAGUGGAGUCCCCUGAGUCACUGUCUGCUGUCGCCUACCUGCUUAACCUUGUCCUAAAGCGGGUCCCAAGCCCUGUUCUUAUUAAAAAGUUCUCAGACGCCUCAAAAGCCUUCAUGAGUAUCGUGUCCUCCCAGGCCUGCAGCAGUUCCACCUCUGCCCUACGUUGGGUUCUCUCUUGCCUGGCCACGCUGCUGCGGAAGCAGGACCUGGCAGCCUGGAGCUACCCUGUCACCCUCCAGGUCUAUCAUGGCUUGCUGAGUUUCUGUGUCCAUACUAAGCCUAAGGUGCGGAAAGCAGCACAGUACGGCGUGUGCUCUGUCCUGAGGGGCAGUGAGUUCAUGUUUGGCGAUGCAGCCCCUGAGAGUCACCCCGCGGCACCCUCCACUGCCAAGUUCUGUGUGCAGGAGAUUGAAAAAGCUGGAGGUGCCAAGGAGGCCACCACUACCCUGCAUGUCCUUGCCCUGUUGCGGGACGUACUGCCCUGCUUCCCUGCGGCCAUGGUGAAGACCUGCUGCGAGACCUUGCUCCGUGUCAUGACCCUCAGCCACGUGCUGGUGACAGCGUGUGCCAUGCAAGCCUUCCACAGCCUGUUCAGCGCCCAGGCCAGCGUGGCCUGCCUGCCGGCCGAGCUCAACGCCCAGAUCAUCACUGCCCUCUAUGACUACGUGCCCAGCACGAGUGACCUGCAGCCGCUGCUGACCUGGCUGUCCACCAUGGAGCGGGCACACAUCAACCUGGGCAGGCUGCAGAAGGACUUGUGCUGGGCUCACCUGCCCCGGCUCUUCUCUGCUGCCAUGAACUGCUUCCUCUCCUCACACUCCCAGGUGGUGUCGGCAGCGGCGCAGACCCUGGAGACCCUCCUGAGUGAGUGCAUUGCUCCCCACAUGGAGGACCUGGGCACUGUCUCUGCAUCUGCCCCAGCCCCUGCUGCCUACUUGUGCAAGAUGUUCAAAUCAGUGGAGGAAGGGCUGACAUACCGUUUCCAUGCUGCGUGGGAUGAGGUGCUACGGGUGCUGGAGGUCUUCUUCGAGACAUGUGGGAAGCAGUGCCAUCCCAUCAUGAGAAAGUGUCUCCGGUCGCUGUGUGACCUGCGUCUCUCCCCACACUUUCCCUACACCGCUGAAGUGGACCAGGCAGUGGGGGCUGCGGUGAGCACCAUGGGCCCCGAGGUGCUGCUGGAAGUUGUGCCCCUGGAGAUUGACGGCAAGGAGGAGACACUGGAUUUCCCCCGCAGCUGGCUCCUGCCGGUGCUGCGGGACUAUGUGCAGGGAACGCGGCUCGGCUUCUUCACCAGCUACUUCUUGCCCUUGGCAGCCGCCCUGAAAAACAGAGCCCAGGAGUUUACACAGGCUGGGAAGAGUGUGGAGGCCAAGCUCUACGACACGCUGCAGUGGCAGGUCUGGACUCUGCUGCCUGGCUUCUGCACCCACCCCACAGAUGUGCUGGGGGCCUUCAAGGGGCUGGCCCGCACCCUGGGCAUGGCCAUCAGUGAGCGCCCAGACCUCCGCCCCACCGUGUGCCAGGCCUUGCGCACCCUCAUCCACAAAGGCUGCGAGACAGAUGCGGAGCAGGCAGAAGUGGGUCGCUUUGCCAAAAAUUUCCUGCCCAUCCUGUUCAACGUGUACAGCCAGCCUGAGGAGGAUGGGGGCAGCAGUGCUCAGCGCCGCUCCGUGCUGGACACUGUCCGUGCUUACCUGACCAUCACCGACCCCCAGUUGGUGUGUGGGUUCCUGGAGAAAGCCAGUGCGAAGCUGACCAGUCCUGAGAGCUCCGAGUUUGCCAGACUCUCCAUCCUGGAUCUGGUAGUGGCAAUGGCACCCUACGCUGAUGAGCAGUCCCUGGACAACCUGUACCGCACCAUCCAGCCUUCCCUCCAGAGCAAAGAGCGCAGCGUGCAGAAGAAGGCAUACCGUGUGCUGGAGGAGGUGUGCGCCGCUCCCCACGCUCCCUGCCAGGCCUUUGUCCGCUCCCAUCUGCAGGACCUGCAGACAGCGCUGCUGGACUCGCUCAAGAGCGCAGCAUCCCCAGCCAAGAGGCCUCGGCUGAAAUGCCUGUUACACAUCGUGAAGCAGCUUUCUGCAGAGCACGAGCCUUUCGUCACUGCCCUGGUCCCAGAGGUCAUCCUGUGCACCAAGGAGGUCUCAGUGGGGGCCCGCAAGAAUGCCUUCAUGCUGCUUGUGGAGAUGGGGCAUGCCUUCAUCCGCUUUGGGCCCAACCCUGAAGAGGCCAUGCAGCGGUUCCUGCUCCUGAUCUAUGUGGGGCUCACUGGCUCAGUCACCAUGAUCAGCUGCACCGUGCUGGCAUUGACCCGCCUGUUCUUUGAGUUCAAAGAUCACCUGGAAUUCAGUGUGGUGGAGCAGCUCCUGCAGAACAUCUGCUUGCUGUUGGCCUCCCGCACACGGGAUGUGGUGAAGGCGGCCCUGGGCUUCCUCAAGGUCACACUACUGCUGGUGGACACCAAGCUGCUGGCCAAGCAUGUGCAGGCAAUGCUGGAGGCCGUGGGGAACCUUUCAGAUGACAUGAGACGCCACUUUCGUAUGAAGCUGCGAAACCUCUUCAUCAAGUUCAUCCGCAAGUUCGGCUUCGAGCUGGUGAAGGGGCUGCUGCCACCUGAGUACCAUAAGGUGCUGGUGAACAUCCGCAAGGCAGAAGCCCGGAACCGCAAGCAGCGCACCCUGAAGCGGGCGGCUGCAGAGACGGAUGAGGAGGAGGCACCACCAGCACAGCCCAGAGGAGACAGCAUGGAGGAGAUCCUGGCUGACUCGGAGGAUGAGGAGGAGGAAGAGGAGGAACGGCAUCGGAGUAAGGAGUGGAGAAAGCAAGCACGGCAAAAGGGCCAGGCCUGGCUGAAGGAAGGGGAAGAGGAUGAGCCCCUCAACUUCCUGGACCCCAAUGUGUCCCAGCGAGUGCUGGCCACCAAGCCAGGCCCCAAGCGGUCCAGAGGAGUGAGCCACGACUUCCAGAUGUCUGAGGACGGACGCCUGAUCAUCCAUGAAGAGGAGGAGGAGAUGGAUGAUGAUGAAGCCAAAGGAGCAGACGAGGAGAUGGCAGAUGUGCUGCAAGAUGUGGGUCUCCGCAGUAAGAAAAACCAGAAGCGUCGGUUCAGAGAGGAGCCAGAUGAUGAGGAAGCCGAGGCUGGAACCUACUCUCAGUACAGAGCUGGAGGCUCUGGGAUCCACCGUCCACUGAAAAAGGAGCCAGCCUUCGGUGCAGAGUACAGAUCCAAGAAAGGUAAAGGCGACGUGAAGAAGAAGGGCCAGCUCGACCCCUAUGCCUACAUCCCCCUGAACAGAGCUAAACUCAACAGAAGGAAGCGGGCAAAAAUGCAGGGCCAGUUCAAGGGCCUUAUGAAGGGAGCUCAGCGUGGGGCCAAAGCCGGCCGCAGGAACCGUGUGAAGUCCCAGCGCUCCUGAAGAGCCUCAGUUGCCUGACCUGCCCCUACCCAAGGACAGACAACACUCUGUGGCCUCUGGAGGAUGGGGGAUUCAUGCGUGGAGCAGCCAGGACUCCUCUGCAGAAGGUGACCUGCGUUUGUUUAAGACUCCCUGGGAGGCCACUCCAGCAUAUUAUGGACUGAUGACCCAAGCCAUGCUUUCCUGUGCCUGGAGGAAGUGCUGGUUUGCCUGGUGCAGAUAUAGGGGGGUGUGUGAGAGCAAGUAAUGUGUAAAGAAUUAUCUAUAUUGAUAAAUACCCACUGUUCCUAC